AUGGAUAAUAUUUUAGAAUAUGAUUCAUCAUCUGAAGAAAUUCUGGAAGAUAGCAACAACAACAAUGAUGAUAAUGAUAAUGGAAAUCCUUUAUCAAAUGCGCUUGUAAAAAGGAAAUUUUCUGAUGAAAAUCUUAAUCAAACAAUAAAAAAAAAGAAAAUUUCAUCAUUACCACCCCUUCCUACUGAAUUUUUACAAUUAUAUUCAGAUAAUAAAGUACACAUUGAUAAUCCAGACGAACAUCAAGGUCGUGUAAGAACAAAACUACAUGUUGAGGGAAAUUGGGCUACACACGUUUACAUGGAAGUGAUUAUACCAGAAGACUUUGAGGAUCUUUUAAAAAAUAUUAAAAUUCAAUCAGAAAGUUUUCUAAAUAAUAAUGAAAAAGAAAUCAAGGUUUUCUCAUGUCUUGAAGAAGAAGAGAUACAAGCAAUCUAUUAA
Molecule: messenger RNA, 441 nt
Organism: Entrophospora sp. SA101
Lineage: Eukaryota; Fungi; Glomeromycota; Glomeromycetes; Entrophosporales; Entrophosporaceae
Source: the annotation of a GenBank genome assembly